This is a messenger RNA of Exophiala spinifera, 1497 nucleotides long. RefSeq lists its product as uncharacterized. The transcript has 7 exons. The record is from RefSeq and is a predicted model, not a curated record. Bases 1 to 1497 code for a protein of 498 amino acids. Gene Ontology annotation, molecular function: oxidoreductase activity, acting on the aldehyde or oxo group of donors, NAD or NADP as acceptor. NCBI's taxonomy places the organism in Eukaryota, Fungi, Ascomycota, Eurotiomycetes, Chaetothyriales, Herpotrichiellaceae.
AUGCCGCCAGAUUCAGAUCACACGAAUGCCAAGGGAUCCCACUCAGGCAGCACGUUUGGUCUGAUUAUUGACAAUAAAGAUGUCAACUGCGGCGAUGUUUUUGAAGUUCUGGAUCCUAUCUCGCAGGCCCCAGUUCAUCUUGCCCCCGCGGCAGUCGAAGAGCAAGCAGUGGCAGCAGUAAAAAGUGCAGAUAUAGCCUUUGAGACAUGGCGCGACUCCACGCCACUGGAGCGACGAAGUCUAUUGCUCAAAGCAGCAGAGAUCCUUCAAAGCCGCAAGGAUGAGCUUGUACACGCGAUGGUGAGUGAGACCGGGGCGAAGGCAAGCUGGGCGGCAUUCAACAUCAAAACCGGCAUCGAGUUCGUACUCGAAAAUGCUGGAAUGACGACUCAGGUGAAAGGGGAGAUUUUGCAGAGCAACCACCAAGGUACUUUGGCUUUGGUCUUCAAAGAGCCCUGCGGAGUUAUUCUUGGAAUCGCUCCUUGGAAUGCUCCGAUAAUCCUUGGUAUCCGAGCAUUCAUCACACCUUUAAUCUGCGGCAACACAGUCGUCCUCAAAGCUUCCGAGGCAAGUCCUUACACCCAGUACCUUCUCGUCGACUCCUUCAGGAAGGCUGGGAUCCCGGAUGGAGUCCUUAAUUUUGUCUGCUGUCCGCGAUCCUCGGCUGCAUCUGUCACCGAGGCCAUGGUUAGUCAUCCGGCGGUCCAGAGAGUCAACUUUACGGGUUCAACUGCGGUUGGACGAAUUAUCGCGUCCAUGUGCGCAAAGUACCUAAAGCCAGUGGUCCUCGAGCUUGGAGGUAAAGCACCGAUGGUGGUUCUUGAGGAUGCGAACCUGGAGGAAGCUUGCCGAGCAGCAGCAUUUGGCGCCAUGAUGCACCAGGGCCAAAUAUGCAUGUCUACUGAGCGCGUCAUAGUUCAUAAAUCCGUCGCCGGCCGUUUCGCAGAACUCCUGGCACAAAAGGUCGGUAGUCUUGUUGCCGCAGAUCCACGAAUAGAUGGCGCAGCGGCUCUUGGACCCCUAAUUAAUCCCACCGCGGGCACGCGAGUCCAAGCGCUUGUAGAAGAUGCCCUAUCGAAGGGAGCUCAAAUCAGAGGCGGGAACUUCAGUGUGCAGGGCUCCAUCGUCCAGCCUUUGGUCUUGGAUGGAGUGCGCAAGGGCAUGGACAUCUAUUACCAAGAGUCGUUUGGCCCUGUUGUCACGCUGUUCGAAUUUGAGACAACAGAUGAGGCAGUGCGAUUGGCGAACGAUACUGAAUAUGGCCUGGUCUCGUCAGUGUACGGGGAGAAUAUCUACGAGGCUCUUGCGAUAGCCAGAAAGAUUCGCAGUGGCUCAUGCCAUAUAAACGGAGCAACAGUCCAUGACGAACCUCAUCUUCCUCUCGGGGGACAGAAGGCAUCGGGCUAUGGGAAAUUUGGAGGGACGGUAUGUAUUGACGAAUUUACGGAAGAUCGAGUUAUCACUAUAGGCACACAUGGACAGCAUUAUCCGUUCUAA